Molecule: messenger RNA, 4108 nt
Organism: Styela clava
Lineage: Eukaryota; Metazoa; Chordata; Ascidiacea; Stolidobranchia; Styelidae
Source: RefSeq, a predicted model, not a curated record
GUAGAUCAUUUGGUUAUUCAUAUGUGAACUUUAUUAUGAUUGAAAGAAUACUAAUAAUUUCAAUUUUUAUCGGUAUUGCCAGAGCAAACUUGGAAGUUUCGGACAUUCGAUUAACUGGUGGAAAAACCGAAAAUCAAGGUUUUGUAGAAAUUCUUUCUCGCGGAAGUUGGGGUAGAAUAUGCGUCGACGACUGGGGAAUCGAGGAGAGUGCAGUUGUCUGUCGCAUGCUAAAUUUUAAUCGAUUUGCUAACCUUUCCGUCGAUGCAACCGAUCCUGGGACGCCUUUUGUUUAUACCAAUGGUUUGCAAUGUGUGGGUACGGAGAUAAGACUGACCGAUUGUGCCACAGAUUUAUCGAAAACUUCUAGUUGCUCGAUUGCAAUAGUCAAGGUGUUUUGCUCAGAAAUAGAGGAUGUUCGUUUGUCUGGCGGAUACAAACCAAACCAGGGUUAUGUUGAGGUUAAAUCAGAGGGCAAAUGGGGACAACUUUGUUCCGCAAACUGGGGAGACAAUGAAACAGAAGCAGUUUGUCGCCAGGUCGGAUUUCAGCGAAUUGGGAAGUCUCUUAAAGCAAAAAUACUGACAAAAUCAAUAUUACCUAUUUUUUUAAACAACAUUACAUGUGCCGGUGACGAAACGGAACUUAGAUUUUGUAAUCAUGGAUUACUUGGCGAAUCCAACUGCACGAACAAGGAAAAUGUAACUAUUGUAUGUUCGGAAAUUGAAAACGUGCGAUUGUCUGGAGGAGACAAAAUCAAUCAAGGAUACGUUGAAGUUCAAUCUGCUGGAGAAUGGGGGAAAAUUUGCAGCAAGAAGUGGAGUGCAAAAGAAACAAAAGCUGUUUGUCGACACCUCGGAUACGAGAGAAUUGCAUUCAUCCACGCUAUUACAGUAGAUCAACCUGCAUCUCCGGGUUUCUUAGAUAACUUAGAAUGCGCUGGAAACGAAACAAAUUUGAGGGAUUGUCAACAUCAAUCAAUUGGGUUUUCUAAUUGUAGCGAAAACAAAGAAAAUGUGACUAUUGUUUGUUCCGAGAUUGAGGCAGUGCGCCUCAGAGGAGGUCGAUCAAGAAAUCAGGGAUUUGUGGAAAUACUGUCGGAAGGGGAAUGGGGAUUGGUGUGCGACAAUGAUUGGGGGAUGUUAAAUAAGGAAGUGGUUUGUCGUCAACUUGGUUAUUACAGAGUGUCCUUACUACCAGUGGCAGCUACUCAACCAAAUUCAUCCGUAUUCUUGGACAACAUAUCAUGUACAGGGAAAGAAAAUCAUCUUAGAAACUGCACGCACGGAAAACUCACUACGUCAAGCGACUGUACUAACAAGCAGUGGGCAAAAAUUGUAUGUACAGAUUCGAUCAGCGUUGGACCCGGCAUUGCACACUUGAAAUAUCUAAGUUAUGAAACAAAUGAGACAUACAACUUCGUAUGCAGAGACGCAAACAACUCACGUUAUGUUCGUUCAAAUGAGACGUGUGAUAAUUCAGAACUGGCUUCAUCGAUAGAAUGCAAAUCGACAAUUAUAUCGGAUGGCGUUGACAUUGAUUUUGAUUACUCAACAUACGUGGAAUUUAAUUGCAAUUCUACAUUCAAUUCUCUCUUGGAGGAGGUGGCUAGUGCCGAAAUUAAAACUAACAAAGCAAAAGCUAUUUUGGGCGAUUUGAGUGCAAUAUCUGCAAAUAUGUCUACAUCCAACCAAGAAAAUGAAACUGAUAUUCAAAUGGUUGUAGAUAUCGUCAGUAAUUUACAGAAAGGAGUCAGUCAAGGCGACGCAACGGUAGAAAAAUCUGGAAUGACAUUCUUGGUGUGGUCAACUGAUCAGUUUCAUACUGCAGUCACAGCCGAACUUGAUGGAAAAUCGAACAAGCCAAACGAUAGUACGAUAACAGUGUUUACAACAGCGGUUGAGGACUUUUCGAAUAAUUUAAAUGUAGAUUCUGAAGAAGGAAAAAUGAUUGUCGAAACUUAUUCUUCUGUGUUCGAGGCAACAGAAGUAAAUGGAACAAAUAUUCAAAACGUAACUUUUCAGCAUACUAACGUUACUAAGUCACAGUUAGUUACAGCCGAAAUUCCAGCAUCUGCGUUUACAAAUGCCACAGACAACAACACCAUUUCAAAUAAAGUUGCGUCAUUUUAUUUGCACAGAGAUUCAGCAUUGUAUCCGAAUCCAAAAGUGGAAAACACCAAAAUUUCGAAGGUUCUCAGUGUGAAAGUUGCUGGGAUAACUUUGACAAAUCUUACUGAGUCAAUCAAAUUGGGAUUCGGGUAUGAAGAGGAUAUUAUUGAGAAGUUCCCAGAUUUUAAAAAGGCUAAAGUUAUUCACUUUGAAAAAUGUGCUUAUCUAAACACGAGUACUAAUGAAUGGGAAACGUAUGGAUGUAGAAUAGAAUUAAACGAAGACAGAGUGACGAGGUGCUUUUGCGAUCACGCUACAAGUUUUGCGGUUCUUGUGCAAACAUACAAAGUACCAGUUGCAUUCGAACUACAAAUUGUUGGAUAUAUAGGAUGCGUUUCAUCUAUUGUUGGUCUGUUCUUUAUGCUUCUAAUUUAUGGAUUAUUCAGAGACUUGCGUUCAGGACAAAUAAAUCAAAUACACAUGCAUAUGGGAUUCUGUCUUUUAGCAAUGUAUAUUACUUUUCUGGUUGGAAUUGAGAGAAAUAAAAAUUAUAUUGCAUGCAUGUCCGUGGCUGCAUUUCUUCAGUUUACGCUUCUCUCCGUGUGGGGUUGGAUGCUUGCUGAAAAUAUUACAAUGUGCAAGAAAUUCUUUACCAUGAACUCCAAGUGUGGACCAAAGUAUACUCUGAAAUUUGCUGUAGUAAUCUACGUUGUAUGCGCAGCUGCAGCUUCCAUUAAUGCUGGGGUUAUAUCUAUGAAAGACAAAAAUCGCUGGGAUCAAUGGAAAUUAGUACAAGAAAAUGGAACAAGAUUCAGGCCUUCAGAAUACAUCGGAGAUACUCUGUGCUGGUUACAUGGCUAUUCUUUGUUCUUUGGAUUUCUUACACCUAUCGGAAUAGUUUUGGUAAUCAAUAUGAUUGGGUGUGUUGCUAUUGCGCGGAAAAUCGCAAUGAGCGGAUCCAAGGUCCGCUCAAAGAAAACCGAGGUUUCAGAGCAUAUUUUUCGAACGGUGAUGGUUGGUGUACUUCUUGGAGUAACUUGGGUAUUUGCGAUUCCACUGACAUUGACCCACGAUGAAAUCGUUAACGGAAUUUUUGGAUGGCUUUUCAAUAUCUUCAAUGCCUUUCAGGGCCUGGUCAUUUUCUUACUUCUAUGUGUUAAACGCAAAGAUGUUCGAGAUAUGUGGGUUGGAAAAUUGAGGGAAAUGCUGGGCAAAAGGGAAACAAAGAAACAGCCCACUUCAGCAGUAUCUAACACAGCAACAACGUCGCUUACUGGUCGUAUAACGGGUACAUCAGUAAUACAGCAGAAAGUCGUAUCACAUGCUGUAGAAUAUUACGAGAAUUUAGAACAAAACAACAAUGAUGAACCUGUGGGCCAAUAAGAUUUCUGUCUCCCAGUGACUGAUAUUUGUUUUGAGUUCGUAUUACAGGCAGUUUUGACAUUUUAGGAUUGGUGAUACAAAUCAUGUAUUUUCAAAAUAGAGAAAACUCAAAACCUUUGACUCCCCACAGCAUGUAUUCAGCACAUGAUGAUCUCACAUGUAUGGUCUUAGGUUUCUAGCAAGGUAUUAUUUUGACCUAAUAGGGAGCUACUAUUUUCCUGCAUUUUUUUUUUGUUUACUAUAUAAUAUAUAUAUAUAAUGUGUUUGUUUUAGAAUGGGAGGAUUUCACGAUCUUUGUGGAUCGAAAGAGAUAAAACAGGGGGUGAAAAAUCCGAAGGCGAUUACGCAUUUUCGAUAAGUCAAAUUUUGUUAAAUCUAAUUUAAUGCAAGUUAUCUGGCAUUUUCGACAAAAUAGAACUGUUGAUUCUUUCAUUUCUAACAUAUUUUUUGGUAGAAAUGUCGUAAAGUUAAAAAAUGACGAAGAUUUGAAAUUCUACUCGAGACUAAAAGAUUUUUAAAUAAUUAUAAAAAAAUUUGUUGCAAUUGCAACUCUUCAAUCUAUCAAAAACAUCAUGUACUAUGAUUAGUUUAUUUGUCGAAUUGAUUUGUAAUAAAUU